CUCUAGUGUGCACUUUGUCAACGGUGACGACAAUCUGCAUCAGCCAUCUGCAUAAACACAGUACACAGUGACCCACUGUUUACAAGUUCCUAAAUGGCAUCACGUCAAAACACUGUAGGUGAGCUUUGCACGUUCUACACAUAUGGAACAGAAGAUAAAGAGCUGUGUUCUGGCUAUCUGUACAAGUCUCCCCCUGCAAGUCUAAUCAAAUCACAGAAAUCAUGGAAGAGGAGGUUUUUUGUUCUGAAGAAGAACAAAACUUCAUGCCAGCUCGAGUACUUCAAAAAUGAAGAGAAGACAAAGACUGAACUGCUGGGAGCCAUAGAUCUGUCUCAAGUCUCACUGAUGUUUAUGUGUCCUGAGACACACUCCAUGUGGAAAUGGGUCCAUAAAAACUUCAAAUGCUCUGCAGCCUGUGUUCUUUUCAUGAAGGUGAUGGACAGGGACUAUUUUUUCAUUGGAGAAAGCAGUUGGGAGGUGGAGAGGUGGUUCCGUGCUUUAUUUGAUGCCAUGAAAAAUCGUCCACACAGGCUGCUCAAUCCGCAGGACUCUGGGAGAAUCAGAGACAUAAGUGAACCUCCACAUUCACAGAACACAGAUCAGGGAGCUGAGUGGACACCUGAAGCGUACUCUGCUUCUGAGAUCAGCCAAGAGCCUAUCUAUGCCUCCCCAGUGAAGCGCACUACGUGAAUGGGGGGAAAAAGAUGAGAAAAAGACGAGGGGUAAAGUGAAAACAAGAUGAAGAAGAAUCUCAGGAGAUGCAGACGCACAAAAACACUGUGCAAAAGUCAAAAAAACACUCUUCGUUAAUUCAAUUUUCACACUCAGCACAAGGAAAAAAAGUAAAAACAUAUUUAAGGGAAAAUUACGCAGGCCUCUCAACAAUGAAAUGUAAUAUAAGUUUGUUUUAGUGUUUAUCGUAUGCACCCUGUCUUUAUUACAGCUUCCAAUCAUUUUGCCUUCCGUUUUCCAAAGAAAUCUGCAGGGCAAUUUUUUCACACAUUCAGGUAUCAGCCUUAAAAGUUGGUAGUAUUUUUUUGCUUCUUGAGGUACAAAUAAUCUCAUGAGUUCAUGAAUUUAACCCCAUAUCUCAGAUGUCUAGGUUUGAUUUUCUCCUAUCUAUCAGAGAUGAAAGCUUUAAGCGCUAUUUAUCUUUUAGUGUCAGUUUUGGUGGUCUGACAGGUCUUCUCUGGUUGUUAAGAGACCCAUUAUUUCUAUAUCUUCUAAUCAGUUUUUGAACUCAGUUUUGGAAACAUAUUUUCUUCCUCUUCCUUAUGCACAUGGAUUAUCUUCUAUCUAAUCUCCUCAGAAAUAUUUCCUUUAGCCAUUUUAGAUUCACAUGAGAAAAACAUGUGCAAGGCCGUGAAGCUGAAAUUGAGUAGAUGCUUGUGUGAAUGUUUGUUUCAGUAUAAUGUCACUGACUCUUUUGGGGAAAGCUAUAAUUUAUUGGUUUUGAGAUUGAAACAAUGGGAUGCCAUGUUUACAAAUUUUGGUUUUUGUUUAAGUAUCUAUUAUAAAUGUGUUUCCUGCUUUUUCUCUGUCAAAUUUGACUUUAAUGGCCAUUUUGACUAGAAAUCAAUUAAAUGAAAGUGUGGUUUCUGACUUUUGCACAACACAGUAUGUAUUCUAAAGAGUUGCCUUCAGUGUCAGCAAAUUACAGUAUCUGAUUAGAACAACUGUAAUAUUGACAAUCUACUGUGAACGAUCUGUGGAUCAUGAGCUACAUAAAUCUGUAAAUUAUGAUUCUAUUAGCGUCGCUGUCAUUGUACAAGUCUAUGAAAAAUAUCUGUAUAUAAUGUAUGUAUUGACGUGUUAAUACUGGAUGAUUUCAGUAUCACGGCAACACAUUUUUGCGGGUCAUGCAGAUUACAUAGAAGAGAUUUUUCCAAGUUUUGGAAAUUACUCCAAAUAAUAUAAAUACUACUAAUACUUAUAGUGCAAAAGUAAUUACAGAAGUCAUACUAGAUGAUACAUAGUGAAUGUAAUUUACUGUUAUUUUAUAAUAAUAACACUGAGUGGAUUUCUUUAAACAACAACAAUAUGAUUUUACAUUUCUGUUGCUGUUAUACUAAUUGCUAGUAUUAACCAGGUAAGUUUUGCAAAGGACUAGAUAAUUAUUUAGGGUAACAUCUUGGCAUGCUUCAAGACAGUUUAAUCCCUUGAAAUGCCAGGCUUAUUACAUACUAAGGCUUAUUAUACUGAGACUGGUUCAGCUGUUCUUAGGUUAUAGAAGUUUGAUAUUAACUGGAUGAAUGUGAGAUACAAUCUUCAAUAUUACACCGAAAUUCUUAACAGGUGCCAGCUAUCUAAACUGAUUAAGAACAUAGUAAAAUACCUUAUAAAUAUAUGGAGUAACAAGGUAAUAAAUAUAAAUGUACACUAAAUGUCAAUAUGUCACACCUUUAAGCAGGAAAGUAAAAACACUUCUAAGAGGUGGGUAAGUUAUGAUGUAAAAUGACAGAUUUUUCUGAAGCUAUUGGUAAGGACUCAGUAAAACUAUAGCAGGAAGCACUGGUUCCCUGCACAGCCUAGAUCCAGUGUUGUUUAUAGGCAGCAGAUUCUAACACAUUAUGUAAGACACUUUGUAGUUUAUUGUACAUAAUUGUUUUAUGUCAUAUUACUACCUGGUCCUUUUUAACCAAAAUAAUUACACAAUACUGUGUUUAUACUGCAUACUUACCCAGUUAAUACUUAGAAACUAUUGGGCAUUUCAGUGAAAUUUAGUUGGACUGUCUUGGAACUUAUCAUCAAGUAUCCAAAGAUAAUAUCUAGUACUUUGGAGUUUGUACCUCAGAAUUAUCUGGUUAAUACUUAGAACAUAAGGUGCAGUGAAAGAAAGCGCCAUACUUUUUUUAAAAUGUUGUCAAGGUUCAGGAAUCGCUACUAAUUGUAUGUAUUUUACAUUGAAGUAUUAUCGUACUUUGGAGGCUUAUUCCAUGUUGUCCAUUUGACUCUCUAAAAAAGUGAUGUAUUAGGGUUUGAGUGAGCUCUCUGUGCAUAUAUGCAGUACCAAGAGUUUUUAUAUAUCUUUCUGCUGAAAACGGCUCCAGUUUGGGCAGGGUGAUCAGGGCUGCUUGGCAAAGAAGAGCAGACUGGCAGACAAAGAUGAUUAAAAUGCUUCAACUAAACUGCCAUGGGAGAGCCACCUACCCACAAAACCAAUUAGACACAACCCGGUCUUGAAUUCUCAAAGCUUGAAUUAUAAAACCCUUUUGUAAUAUGUUCUUCUGUCUAGUCUUUAUCUAAAAUCAUUUUAUAAACAUGUCAUUCUUUAUUAAGUAGUGCGGUCUGGCUGAUGGUGCAUUGUGCGGUUCUGAAUGCUAACAAUAAAUAUUACAUUAGUUUGUCUGAAACUGAUGUGCUUUAAAUAUGUUUCUUGUCUGAUGUGAUUAAGAAACAAAUCACCAUGAUGCUGUCAGCCUGUUCAUUUAAAUAAAAUGCCAGAUUUCCAUGC
This is a messenger RNA of Pygocentrus nattereri (red-bellied piranha), 3454 nucleotides long. RefSeq names its product pleckstrin homology domain-containing family S member 1 (gene plekhs1.4). Bases 94 to 690 code for a protein of 198 amino acids. The transcript is spliced from 9 exons. NCBI's taxonomy places the organism in Eukaryota, Metazoa, Chordata, Actinopteri, Characiformes, Serrasalmidae. The record is from RefSeq and is a predicted model, not a curated record.